GCUGCCGGCGGGCUGGGGCGAGUGCGGCGCCAUGCUCACGGCCUGACGCGCUGCCCUCUGUCCUCCCGGCCGUCGGUCCUUACUCGUUAGCUCCCCCGACUCUGCUUUCAGCAGUCGCCUUUCGGUUCUCCGCCGCUUGCUGUCGCCGACCCCCACCGGCCCCUUCCACCCCCGAUCCUCGCCGUCGUCAUGUCCCAGCCGGGGAUACCGGUCUCCGGCGGCGCCGCGUCCGGCCUCCAGGCCCAAAACGGGGCCGCGCCGACCUCGGGGUCUCCCUACACCAACGGUCCUGUUCAAAACCCAUUGAUGUCUUCACAAGUGCCAGCGAGCCAAGGAUAUAAUUCUCAGCGUCCAGCAUCCCAUCAUUUACCAGCAAAGACGGCUUUGAACCCAAUUUCUGGACAGUCUAACUAUGGUGGUUUUCAGACUGUUUCUCCAUUAAGUAAUUAUCAGGGACCUGGGCAGACUCUUAAUAGACCACCCAUGGCUUCUAAUACAAUAACACCUUCACUCCAUGGUGGUCCUUUUUCCCGAAUGCCACCACCUGCUUUACAGAACUCAACAGCUACACCAAUGCCUUCUGGUAGUUUUCAUCCUGGAGUCAACCUACCACCACCACCUUUGAAUUGGCAAUAUAACUCUCCACCCGCAGGAUCCCAGAUAAACCACUCUCCUGCUGGAUCAACCCAACCAGCUGGAUCUGGGAAUACAAAUUUAACAACAAAUCAUCAAUAUAUUUCUUCUGGUGAUCCUUCACUUCAAAAUAGCUACAUAAAAUCAGGUUCUGCACCUUCUCUCGUGAAUCCGCCCCUGCCUCCUACUUUUCAACCAGGAGCUCCUCUUGGACCCCCUCCAACUGGAGGCCCACCUCCAGCCAGGGCCCCGACUCCCCAGAAAUCAUCACAUCAUGCUAUGCCCCAGCCCUCAUUCAGUUCAGCUGCCAACCAAGAAGGUGGUACAUCAAACACCAAUAAUGGAUCUAUGAUGGUCCAUAAUAGUUAUGAUGAAAUUGAAGGAGGUGGCUUCUUGGCAACACCACAGUUUCCUAAUAAGAAUUCCAAAAUGGGCCGAAGUGUUGGAUAUGCAUAUCCUUCCUUACCACCUGGUUAUCAGAACACAACACUAGCCAGUACAACUGGAAUGCCGCCGCCUUCCUUGAAUUACCCAAGUGGGCCACCGACCUUUACUCAGACUCCCUUAGGUGCUAAUCAUCUAACCGCAAGCAUGAGUGGAUUAAGUCUGCACCCAGAAGGACUAAGAGUUAUUAAUCUUCUUCAAGAAAGAAACAUGCUUCCAUCGACACCUUUGCAGCCUCCGGUUCCAAAUUUGCAUGAAGAUAUCCAGAAACUUAACUGUAGCCCAGAGUUGUUUCGCUGCACCCUGACCGGCAUUCCUCAAACUCAGGCCUUACUGAAUAAAGCCAAACUCCCCUUGGGGCUGCUGCUUCAUCCUUUCAAAGACCUGGUGCAAUUGCCUGUGGUUACCUCCAGUACAAUUGUGAGAUGCCGCUCAUGCAGAACAUACAUCAAUCCUUUUGUCAGCUUUCUUGACCAAAGGAGAUGGAAGUGUAAUUUAUGUUACCGAGUCAAUGAUGUCCCUGAAGAAUUUAUGUACAACCCUUUGACCCGGGUGUAUGGAGAACCUCACAGAAGACCUGAAGUUCAGAAUGCUACCAUUGAGUUCAUGGCUCCUUCAGAGUACAUGUUACGACCACCUCAACCUCCUGUGUACCUCUUUGUAUUUGAUGUAUCUCAUAAUGCAAUUGAAACUGGAUACUUGAAUUUGGUUUGCCAGAGUUUGUUAGACAAUCUGGAUUUGCUUCCUGGCAACACUAGAACGAAAAUUGGCUUCAUAACAUUUGAUAGUACAAUCCAUUUCUACAGUCUUCAAGAAGGUCUCUCUCAACCGCAGAUGCUAAUAGUUUCAGAUAUUGACGAUGUUUUUAUACCUAUGCCAGAGAACUUACUAGUAAAUUUAAAUGAAAGUAAAGAGCUUGUCCAAGAUUUACUGAAAACUUUGCCACAAAUGUUUGGGAAGACUCUGGAGACCCAGAGUGCCUUGGGCCCUGCGCUUCAGGCUGCCUUUAAGUUGAUGUCCCCAACUGGUGGUCGAAUGUCUGUCUUUCAAACACAACUCCCAACUCUUGGAGUGGGAGCCCUGAAACCACGAGAGGAACCCAACCACAGGUCAUCUGCUAAGGAAAUACAUCUGACACCAUCCACUGACUUUUAUAAGAAAUUAGCCUUGGACUGUUCUGGUCAGCAGGUAGCUGUUGACUUAUUCCUUCUUAGUGGACAGUAUUCAGAUCUGGCUUCUCUGGGUUGUAUUUCCCGGUAUUCAGCAGGUAGUGUCUGUUACUACCCCUCCUAUCAUCAUCAGCAUAACCCAGUCCAAGUACGGAAGUUACAGAAAGAACUGCAGAGAUACCUCACUCGCAAGAUUGGCUUUGAAGCAGUCAUGAGAAUUCGGUGCACCAAAGGUCUUUCCAUUCAUACUUUCCAUGGGAACUUCUUUGUUCGGUCAACAGACUUACUCUCUUUGCCCAACGUAAACCCAGAUGCUGGGUAUGCAGUACAGAUGUCCGUAGAAGAGAAUCUUACUGACACUCAGUUGGUUUCUUUUCAGUCAGCACUGUUGUAUACAUCUAGCAAAGGUGAAAGGAGAAUCCGUGUCCAUACCUUGUGUUUGCCUGUAGUUUCAACGCUGAAUGAAAUAUUUCUUGGGGCUGAUGUUCAAGCAAUAGCAGGGUUAUUGGCCAAUAUGGCUGUGGACAGGUCCGUCACUGCCAGUCUGAGUGAUGCUCGAGACGCCCUCGUGAAUGCUGUCGUUGACUCCCUUUCAGCUUACCGCUCUUCCGUCCUAAGUAACCAGCAUCCUGGACUCAUUGUUCCUUUUUCUUUGCGGCUUUUCCCACUCUUUGUCUUGGCUCUUCUUAAGCAGAAAUCAUUCCAGACUGGGACAAAUGCUCGUCUAGACGAGCGCAUUUUUGCUAUGUGUCAAGUGAAGAACCAGCCCCUGAUUUACCUUAUGCUAACAACUCAUCCCAGUUUGUAUCGAGUGGAUAAUCUCUCAGAUGAGGGAGCGCUCAAUGUCAACGAUAGAACCAUACCUCAGCCCCCUAUUCUUCAGCUUUCUGUGGAGAAGCUGAGCAGGGAUGGAGCUUUCCUCAUGGAUGCAGGCUUUGUAAUGAUUCUUUGGGUUGGAAAAAACUGUGGACAGAAUUUUCUCAGUCAAGUUCUAGGAGUUCAAAACUAUGCAUCGAUUGCACUGACUAUGACUGAUCUUCCAGAACUUAAUACACCAGAAUCUGCCAGAACAAUAGCUUUCAUCUCUUGGCUUAGAGAACAAAGACCAUUUUUCCCAAUACUAUAUGUAAUAAGGGAUGAGAGUCCAAUGAAGGCAACUUUCCUUCAAUACAUGGUAGAAGACAGAACAGAGUCUGCAUUAUCGUAUUAUGAAUUCCUUUUGCAUAUACAACAACAAGUAAAUAAAUGAGCAAAUGAAGAAAUUUGAUGGAGCAUAUGAGAAUCUGGAACAUCUUCCUUUUCUAUUAGGCUUUUGAACUAAUGUGAUGAUUAACCCUUUUCUGACCUGUGGGACAUAUAUUGUCCACCAGCUUUUUCAGCCUCUCAGGUUUUUUGGGAAGCUGCUAUCCCAAUUGUAGUACAUGCUGCCGCCUUGUGGGCACUGGUAAAACUGCGUGCAUCUGAAGAAACUGUCUUCCCCCAUCGGUCCUAUCACCAGAGUCCCUUUGGGAUGUACAUGUCCCGCAUCACUGUAUCAGAAUCCCUAUUACCGCAACAACACAAAGAAGUUUUCCCUUUGAUUUCAGCAUACUGAAAACACAUGGUCUCAACAAUAAUUCAAAGUAGAAAAUAAUUUGGUCAUGAAAAGGUUAAGAUAUUCUCACGGUGACUUCAACAAACUAUAGCAAAUAAAAGACCACAGCAGAGAAUGAAACAUGCAACCCCAAAUACUGUAUUCUUCAACUCAGAAUAUAUCUACAUAUUAUUAGAUCCAUUUUUCUUUUGUUGCCAAUUAUGUUUUCAUUGUUAUGAAUUGAAAUAAGAUGAGACAGUAUUGCAGAGGCAAAGAACUUUUUUAAUAAAGGCUUCUGUGUUCAAAAUACAUAUUUGUCAUUUUUUUAAUUUCUGAAUUUUUUGCUGCUACAUUUUAAACCUCACAAGACUAAGUGUUGCAGAGAAGUUAUAAAUCUAUUGAAAAUGAUCUUUUAAAAAACUUUAGAAAAGAAUAAAUUGUAAAAAAACUAUAUUUCCCCCAUACCUAUUUUUUCUUUUUUUUAAGGAAGGAAAAGGAUCAUGUUUUCUAAAACAAGAGUGAACUAACAAGCUUAAGAAGAAUAUGAAUACAUUCAAGCUUUAAAAUACAUCAGUAUUCCCUGUACUUGAACAAAGUGACUACAGUCAGUAGUAAAAGCUGAGUGGUUUUCUCAUCUGCCUCAGAUUGCUUAGAGACUCUGUUGUACUCUGCAGUGAAAGACUCAGAGCUGUCUUCAUAGGCAUCCUGGAACUGGGCAGUGAUAGACAGGGAGAUGGGAAACUAAUUAUCCCGAUUCAUUAGGUGGGCAUUGUUUGGUAUAUUUCUGCCCUGUGAUGUAUAAUAAAAGUGUUAUUUUGAUGAAAUGAAGAUGAUUGAAAGAAAUGGAAGGUUUCUUAAAUGCUGUCUCAAAUGCAUCAGUACCAUUUUUCUAAGGAAUUUAAUAAUCAAAUUGGAAUUUGCUCCUAAGAAAUGUUUACUCUUGGAUGGAGAAACCUAUAAAAGCAUGAAUGCUGCUAUUUGAUUUGGUGGCUAUUAAAGUCAAACAGACCUGAAGUUAUGAAAGAAACUUGAUUUCUGAACAGCUCAAGAGGCUGCGCUUUUGAUUCAGCAAGGAGAAUAUUAUAGUCAGAACUUUUAAGCAAAUUUUGUUUAUGAAUAUGUAAAUUAUGUAUCUGUAUAUUUAAAAUGGUGUGAUCUAGUGUCUUCAGGAAAUUUGGCUCCAUUUUCACAGAUUCUGUUUGGUAUGAACUUCUUAAAGUAAAAGACCUUCAUGUAUAUAACUGGAUGAAAAAAAUUGUUUUACUGGGUCAGAAAAUGUUUACAAUCUUGGUCUCACAUGAUUACCAAUGAAAUAGUAACUUUCAGGUUCAUUUCAAUCUGAGCAAACUUCAACUGAAGUUUUUGGGAUAGUAAAGAAGGUCCUUCGAGAACAUCCCACCACCACUGGUGGAUCAAGAAUAACUGUGUUUUAUAAGCAUAUCAUCUCCAUGAAGCAGUGUUAAUGUUUGUUUUCAGUUUAUACAUUGUGCAUUAAAUGACAAGGUUUCUUUUAUUAAGAAGCAAAUUUCAAAUGGUAACAAAUUAAAUUUCUAUUUUCCCCUUUUAAAGAAACUGAAAGUCACUAUUAUGCACUGAUGUUUCUUAAAAUAACAAAUUAUCUUAUUAAUGUGAAUUUUAAAUGUUGGUAUUCAUAAGUCCUUAACAGUAAAGGAUCUUCCAGAAGAAAAAUUCAUGCUUCUAGGGACAGUAAUCUUUCUUGUGCCUCACUACAUCCCUUCAUGGGUCGACUCUUGUAAUUACCAUAAGCUUUGUCAGCAUACUUCACAAACUUACUUUAAAGUUUAUUUUAAAUAUUGCAUAACAUGUGCAAUCAAAAUAAUUUUGUAACAACCAGUUCAUUUAAAAAGUCUUUACCUUUACAAUAAUUUUCUCUUCAUCUCCAGAUUAUGAGGGAAUGAGGGAAUGAAAGAACCUUUUAGGGAUAUUGAUAUUAAAGCAAUUAUUUUUUUCACAAUAUUGAAUGUGGGGUUUUUUUGUUUGAUUUUCUUUUGAGGGACAGGGGCAGUGGGGCACUAGCUCCUGUCUCUUCUUGUAUUACUUUUUUGAUGUAAAGUAACUAAUAUUUACAAUAUGCCAUAUUUUUUUUAUUAUAGUUGUAAAUUAUCAUGAAAGGUCCUUGAAUUUUCUACAGAUCUACAACUACUAAAGUAACAGACAAGGGCAAUCUUGGUAUUUAAAUCUGAGCAUGACAGUUCUACCAUAAAAAGUACUCUAUUUUUCUAAUUUCUAAGAUUUUUAAAGUAACAUUUCUGUACGUCUGACAUACUAAUAUCCAUCCAAGCAGUACUAUUUAGUUUGCAUAUACUUUAUUUGUUUUUAAUUUAAUAUAAUGUAUUGAGUCUAGUAGACUGUUUUGCAAUAAUUAGAAAAGAUUUAUUUCUUCUAAUCAAAGAUGCAUAACAGCUAUUAUCUAGGGGACCACCAAAUGUGAUUUUAAGAUUUUGUUAACUAUUACCAAUAUAAUCCUUAUAUAGAAAUUUUAAUUUUGUAAAGUAGUGUAUAAUAUUGUAACAUUCAAUUCUUGUUCUCAAAUUCAAAUGUAUUGAUUUUCAAUGUGUUGUGUUCAAUCUUGCAUCUCUAAAAUGUGAAGAGACAAGAUUUGUCCCCCUUUUUACUGUUUGUAAUUUUCACUGUUUUCUUCCUGUUAAAGAGUCAUUUGUAACCCAUGCAAAUAAUCAUUUGAUCUGUGCUAACUUAUUGAUUUGGCUAUCAAUAAAGUUAAUUGAAAGAGAUUA
Molecule: messenger RNA, 6575 nt
Organism: Echinops telfairi (small Madagascar hedgehog)
Lineage: Eukaryota; Metazoa; Chordata; Mammalia; Afrosoricida; Tenrecidae
Gene: SEC24A
Product: SEC24 homolog A, COPII coat complex component
Exons: 23
Coding region: 190-3495 (1101 amino acids)
Biological process (GO): intracellular protein transport; COPII-coated vesicle cargo loading; endoplasmic reticulum to Golgi vesicle-mediated transport
Cellular component (GO): endoplasmic reticulum exit site; COPII vesicle coat
Molecular function (GO): zinc ion binding; SNARE binding
Source: RefSeq, a predicted model, not a curated record